AUGUCGGCUCCCCUCAGAAUCCGCCCCUGGAAGGCAAUUGAGACUUUACAACAUGCCAGACAAGCAUCAUACACCUCAAGAGCCCCCAGCCUAAGAAUCACCCAGCUCUCCACCUCAACCAAAAGAACAAUCACGUACACCACCCAAAAGAGCAACAACCAAACACCCACGAAGCCCACCCCAGCCCCAGCAGCAGCAGCAGCCCCAAAGACCGCCCCCUCAUCACCACCCAGCGCCGCAUCACGAGUCUCAUCCCCAACUCCCAGCCGCGCAACAACAGAAAAUAUCUCCAAAAGCGGGCUCUCGGACAAACCACUGGAGCUCGAAAGCCCAGCAGAAGAGAAAAUCGACUGGACGCGCUCCUUCCACGGUCUUUCCGCAGCCCCCUUCCCUAAAGAAGCAGCCGACAUCCUUCUCGCCGAGACAGACCCCCAAGAGGUCGAGAUCAAGCCAGACGGCAUCCUCUAUCUACCAGAGAUCAAGUACCGGCGAAUCCUCAACCGCGCUUUCGGGCCCGGCGGGUGGGGUCUUGUUCCGCGCAGUGAGAGCAUCGUUACUCCGAAGACGGUGACGAGGGAAUAUGCGCUUGUGUGUAAUGGACGACUUGUAUCUGUCGCGCGCGGCGAACAGGACUAUUUCUCGCCGGACGGUAUCCCCACUGCUACGGAGGGGUGCCGGUCUAAUGCGCUUGUGCGCUGCUGUAAGGACCUGGGGAUUGCCAGUGAGCUGUGGGAUCCACGGUGGAUCCGCAAGUACAAGGCACAGUAUACGCGCGAGGUGUUUGUUGAGCAUGUGGUUAACAAGCGGAAGACGAAGAUCUGGACGCGCAAGGAUGAUCCCGUUGGGUAUCCUUGGAAGGAGACUGGGAGUAAAUAG
Molecule: messenger RNA, 876 nt
Organism: Penicillium soppii
Lineage: Eukaryota; Fungi; Ascomycota; Eurotiomycetes; Eurotiales; Aspergillaceae
Product: putative mitochondrial genome maintenance protein Mgm101
Exons: 2
Coding region: 1-876 (291 amino acids)
Biological process (GO): recombinational repair; interstrand cross-link repair
Cellular component (GO): mitochondrial chromosome; mitochondrial nucleoid
Molecular function (GO): single-stranded DNA binding
Source: RefSeq, a predicted model, not a curated record